Molecule: messenger RNA, 727 nt
Organism: Molossus molossus (Pallas's mastiff bat)
Lineage: Eukaryota; Metazoa; Chordata; Mammalia; Chiroptera; Molossidae
Gene: SNCA
Product: synuclein alpha
Exons: 6
Coding region: 154-576 (140 amino acids)
Biological process (GO): synapse organization; chemical synaptic transmission; synaptic vesicle endocytosis
Cellular component (GO): axon terminus; neuronal cell body; cytoplasm
Molecular function (GO): cuprous ion binding
Source: RefSeq, a predicted model, not a curated record
CAAAUCAGCCGCGGGGGCGGUGAGCCGAGGAGAAGGAGGAGGAACGAGAGGAGGAGGAGGAAGAUCCCGACCAAGAGAAGGGGACCCGAGAAAGGGGGCGAGCGACCGAGCGCGGCGACGGGGGUGAGUGUGGUGUAAAGGAAUUCAUUAGCCAUGGAUGUAUUCAUGAAAGGACUUUCAAAGGCCAAGGAGGGAGUCGUGGCUGCUGCCGAAAAAACCAAACAGGGUGUGGCAGAAGCAGCGGGAAAGACAAAAGAGGGUGUUCUCUAUGUAGGCUCCAAAACUAAGGAAGGAGUGGUCCAUGGUGUGACAACAGUGGCUGAGAAGACCAAAGAGCAAGUGACAAAUGUUGGAGAGGCGAUGGUGACAGGGAUGACAGCAGUCGCACAUAAGACAGUAGAGGGAGCCGGGAACAUUGCAGCCGCUACUGGCUUUGGCAAAAAGGACCAGUUGGGCAAGGGCGAGGAAGGAGCGCCACAGGAAGGAAUUCUGGAAGACAUGCCCGGGGAUCCUGACAACGAGACUUAUGAAAUGCCUUCCGAGGAAGGGUAUCAAGACUAUGAACCUGAAGCCUAAGAACUAUCUCUGCUCCCGGUUUCUGGAGAUCUGCUGACAGAUGUCCCAUCCUGCACAAGUGCUCAGUUCCACAACCCAGUGACUUUCCCCAAGUAUGUACAGCGUAUUCUGAAGUCUUCCAUCGGCAGUGAUGGAAGCACGUGUACCUGCC